CCUCACAAACAGAUUCCUCUGCUUCACCCAACACAAGACACUGCUACCUUGUCUCUCGCCGGUCGAGAGCACUUCUCCUCGUUCCUUUGCUACAAUACUCUCUACUAGUUACUAGUAUCUUACCCGUUCCUUACUCUCUUCGCUCUGGUCGGAUAGCCUUGGCCUGCAUCUCUUAAAAUGCCACGCCACACUCAGGAUCCUCCCCCGGUUGCCAAAGGAUUCAUGAAUCGACACGAUGAAAAGAACCACUCGACGUAGAUCCGUCGAACUUCAUCUAACUCCAGGCCGACAUGGAAGAAGCUAUACAACCUCGGUAUGAAGUGUUACGAUUGGCUCAUGCAAGUUCCUCACGUGAAGGCAUAUUGCCGGACGUCCGAGGGGAAUUGUUUGGUCGCCGUCGGAUGCUACGAAAUGGGUGGCGACGGUCACAGCAGCUGGUUUAUCUUCUGCGGCACUAUCCCUAGAGGAGACCUCCGUGCCUAUGUGGAGGACCACGGCGGACAUGCCGCGAAACAUUGGUACCACGCCGCAACCAGGGACACCAGUGGCCAACCUGUUGCCAAACUCAAACUUCACGCCGAAGACACUGUUCUAGCACUCAUGAACGAAGUUAUGAGGACACUAACCGUGAAAGGAGAUGCUGAAGGGAUCCGGCUGCUUGUUGUUGGAUCCUUGUAUCACGGUCGGCCAGGGCUAGUCUAUCUCUGCAACGGUGGGACGAAAACUCCUUCUUGCAGUAUUGUGGCGGAGCGACUCGGAGUUAAAGUCAUUAAAUCUGGCCAAACAGUUGAGUUCUUUGACUCUCAGGACCGCCUCCCUAGAUACGGAAGGGGUGGCAGAGGCGGUCGCGGCGGCAACGGACAGGAGAGCGGCAACGGCAACGGACAGGGCAGUGUCAGUGGAUCAGCCGGCACUGGCGGCGGACAUACGGACCGGGGGCCACACGGAGGCUCUAAUGCUGUCUGCUCUUCCAAUUCUGGUGGCGCGUCAUACACCUACCGUGUCUCGCGCUCGGAUCAUGGCGGCAACUACACCCAGACCACUGCUGAUGAUAUCGCUGUUGGCAUGUCUGGACUCAGCAUAGGCGCUGACAGCACGCCGAGGAGCGCACGAUAGCAAGACAAGCCAUCUGGUGGGGCGUGGCUCAAGCGGUCGAAAAACGAUUCUCGGAUGACAACUCGGCGCUGAUAAGUGUGGUGGGUGGAUGCUGAGGUUACGGUUUGUCAUGUGGCGGGAAGACCACAGCUAUAUUCUGGUACUACGUGAAAUGUGAAUGGGGCUGACUGGGACACCCUUUGAUUGUUAACGUUGAGGAGGCUUUGGGGAACGGCGCACGGGACGAAGACUUUUGAAUUUCGAGCUGGAAUAUCCCUCUAUACCUUGCGGAUGCAGCUGGCUCUCAUUUGAACUGGUUCUCUGGAGAAUUUCUGAAGCGUAUAUCAGCAAGUGAAAGGGGUACUAACUACGUGGACAACGCACCUUGGGUUGAGUGGAUCAUCUUGUGACUCCAAUCCUACUAUCCCAUUAUCCAAAUCCAUUAACGGAUAUACUUCUGCCGUGAGUUUCGUCUUCUGACUACCUUUUCUCUAUAAAUGUUUUUCC
Molecule: messenger RNA, 1602 nt
Organism: Chaetomium strumarium
Lineage: Eukaryota; Fungi; Ascomycota; Sordariomycetes; Sordariales; Chaetomiaceae
Exons: 1
Coding region: 316-1116 (266 amino acids)
Source: RefSeq, a predicted model, not a curated record